UAGACAGUAAACGAAAGUCUGCAUAGUGCCAACAUAUCUGGUAUGAACACUGCAACUUCGCUGACUAAGUUGAUUGGAAACAGUCCGGUGCCCCAUAAAGAGAUAUGGACAGAAUAGAGUUGCCUCCUCUGGGGCCUGCGGACCUGCCCCUGUCUUUGCUGGAGGUCGGAUGCUCCGGGAAAUUUGAACUCCUGACUCAUCCUCUCCCCUCUCACCAGCCCCUGCAUCCACUGACCACACUGCCACAUGGGCUGCCUCCAUUCAGCGUUGACUUACAGGCGGAGGUGGAGAAGCGUUUUCUGAGUGACCCGGCGUGGUUGCCCAUCCAUGACACUGAUGCUGCUUUCGAGAAGUUUAUCAAACUGACCAAGAGAGAGAAGCAUUUGGAUUCUCUUCUGCACUGUCCUCCCACCCCGCUACACUCUGGUCUAUCCGUGGUGAGAGAUCCAACCACAGGAAUGCUGCUGGACUUCACAGAGGUGCCUUUGGAGAACACAGGCCUGUCUGCCAAGAACUCACUGUCCCUGCAAAGGGCUCCAGGGCCACCCUCGGAGAGCCUGAGAGGGAGCAACACCAACUACCCCUUCCUGCCAGCUGCCAUGGAGGAACUGACUCUGGAACAGAUAAAGAAGAAGUCAGAGCUGGAAGAGGACAUUGACUUUGAGAAUGAUUUGCUAACAGUGCCUCCUGGAUUGAAAACAGGAAUGGACUUCAGUGUUAAAGAGGCCAAAACAACAACGAAAGGGGAAGUGAACUUGAUGUCCCUCCUGGCCACUUUUGAUGACAUCAUUGAUGCCGCUCCUGAUGCAGAGGAGAAGGAGGGAAAACCAGCAAGUGCUGAGACGCCAAAACUUCCCAGAACAAACAGUCUGGAAGACCUCGGAAUUAAGGAGGGUCCUGUUUCCUCUUCUCACCCUCCUGCCACCGCUGCUGGGAAGAAAGACGGAAAAAGUGAAGAGGAAGCCACAAAGAAGUGGGCCAUACCUGUGGACAUCACCUCACCAUGCGAGGACUUCUACAAACGUGUCCCUGAUCCAGCUUUCAAGUGGUCCUUUGAGCUGGACGUGUUUCAGAAGCAGGCCGUCCUCCGACUGGAGGCCCACGACUCUGUGUUUGUGGCGGCGCACACUUCAGCUGGCAAGACCGUGGUGGCAGAGUACGCUAUUGCGCUCUCCCAGAAACACAUGACCAGGACAAUCUACACCUCCCCCAUUAAGGCCCUGUCCAAUCAGAAGUUUCGGGACUUUAAGACCACGUUUGGGGAUGUGGGCCUGCUGACGGGAGACGUGCAGCUCAACCCCGAGGGCUCCUGCCUUAUCAUGACCACCGAGAUCCUCAGAUCAAUGCUUUACAAUGGUUCUGAAGUUAUUCGGGAUUUGGAGUGGGUGAUCUUUGACGAAGUUCAUUACAUUAAUGAUGCUGAGAGAGGUGUGGUGUGGGAGGAAGUCCUGAUCAUGUUGCCGGAGCAUGUAAGCAUUAUCCUGCUUAGUGCCACAGUUCCCAAUGCACUGGAGUUCAGUGAGUGGAUUGGACGCCUUAAGAAGAGGCACAUCUAUGUGAUCAGCACCAUGAAGCGACCUGUGCCUCUGGAGCACUACCUGUACACAGGAAACAGCACCAAGACUCAGAAAGAGCUCUUCCUCUUGAUUGAUGCUGCUGGAAACUACCUCACGAAAGGGUAUUACGCAGCUGUGGAUGCCAAGAAGGAGCGCACGAGCAAACACGCCCAGUCUUUUGGCACCAAGAACACGUCUCAGAACACCACACCCAAUCAGGACAAGGCUGUGUGGCUGACGCUGCUGAACUUCCUGUCUCAGCGGCAGCAGACGCCGGUGGUGGCGUUCACGUUCUCGCGGACGCGCUGCGACGACAACGCCCGCUCGCUGGGCACGCUGGACCUGACCAGCGCCACGGAGAAGAGCGAGAUCCACUCCUUCUUCCAGAAGAGCAUGAGUCGUCUGAGGGGGGGCGACCGACAGCUGCCUCAGAUCCUGUCGAUGAGGGACCUGCUGAAAAGGGGUAUUGGUGUUCAUCACAGCGGCAUCCUGCCAAUCCUGAAGGAGGUCAUUGAGAUGCUCUUCUCACGCGGGCUUGUAAAGGUUCUUUUUGCUACAGAGACCUUUGCCAUGGGGGUGAAUAUGCCGGCCAGGACAGUGGUUUUUGACUCCAUCCGCAAACACGAUGGCACCGGAUUUAGGAAUCUGCUGCCCGGUGAGUAUAUUCAGAUGGCUGGGCGUGCAGGUAGGAGAGGUCUGGACGCCACAGGCACGGUCAUCAUCCUUUGCAAGACCGGUGUUCACGACAUGGGAGAGCUCCACGUCAUGAUGCUGGGCAAGCCCACCGUGCUGCAGUCCCAGUUCCGCCUCACCUACACCAUGAUCCUCAACCUGCUGCGCGUGGAGGCGCUGCGGGUCACCGACAUGAUGAGGCGCAGCUUCUCCGAGAGUCACCGGGACACUCAGGCUCAGGAGAAGAGGAUCACUCAGCUGAAGAAGAUUCUGUCCACUCUCCCUCCGAUGGACACAGAGGGUCAGCUGUCUGACCUGGUCUCCUACUACCACACCAUCACUGAGCUACGCAUCACCAGUCAGGCUCUACAGCAAGCGGUGAUGGACUCCAUGUCUGGGCUGAAAGCUCUCUCUGUGGGCCGCGUGGUCCUCAUCAGCAACUCCCAGCACCACAACGCCCUCGGCGUCAUCCUACAGGUGUCUAAUGAUGCAGUCAAUCGCACCUUCACCACCCUCAUCAUCUGCGAGAAGGGCAACGAGGAGCCUGGAGGAGACGCUCAGAACAACAGCAGCCUGACUCACCUCUACAGCACAACACUCUUCACUCCAGAGGGCCCCUGCAGUCAUACAGUGCAGAAGCUCAAGUCUCAGGACAUCUCCGCCAUCACAGUCAAGGCCCUCAAGGUGAUCCCUGAGCGGAUCAUUGACAACUACUACAAAAGGCAGCAGCCACGCUUCAGAAUGGACCCUCCAGGUCAGGCGAUAUCGACAGCAACGCAAGAACUGCUGCGAUUGGCCGAGUCCAACCCCAACGGCAUCGCGACCCUUGACCCUGUGAAUGACCUGCACCUGAAGGGCGUGGAGGUGGUGGAGGGGGUGAUGAGGCAGCGUGUGCUGGUGGACUGCCUCAAGGACUUCAAGUGCAUCCACUCACCCACCUUCUCCGAGCAGUUUACACGUGUCCAGGAGAGGAUGCAGGUUCAGGAGGAGAUGGAUAAACUGUUGUUCCUUGUGUCGGAUCAGUCUCUCUCCCUUCUGCCAGAGUACUACCAGAGAAUUAAGGUCCUUGAGGCGCUGCAGUACAUCGAUACGAGCGGGGCGGUGCAGCUGAAGGGCCGCGUGGCGUGUCAGAUCUCCAGCCACGAGCUGCUGCUCACCGAGCUGCUGUUUGAGAACACCCUCAGCCCCCUCGCCCCCGAGGAGAGCGCCGCCCUGCUGUCCUGCCUCAUCUUCACACAGAACACACAGGUGGAGCCCCACCUCACCAACACACUGCAGGAGGGCAUUGAGCGAGUGCUGAGUGUCGCUCAGAGAAUCGGCGAUCUGCAGCGGGAUUGUGGGAUAGCUCAGAGUGCUGAGGACUUUGUGUCUCAGUUCAAGUUUGGCCUGACUGAGGUGGUGUACUGCUGGGCCAGAGGCAUGCCGUUUGCGGAGAUUGCUCAGCUGACGGAUGUGCAAGAGGGCACGGUGGUGCGGUGCAUCCAGCGGCUGGACGAGGUGCUGAAGGAGGUGCGGCAGGCCGCCAGGAUCGUGGGAGACUCUGUACUGGGCAGCAAGAUGGAGAGAGCCUCGCUCGCCAUACGCAGGGACAUUGUGUUCACAGCCUCUCUGUACACUCACUGAGACUAGCUGUGUGUGUGUGUGUGUGGUGUAGUUGAAAGACUUGAGAGGUGAGAAGAGGCUGCCUUGCCAUCUGAAUGAGGACCUUACCUUCACUGCUGAGAAAGUGAGAGAGUGAAAGAGAGUUUGUGUGAGUGAAAGGAAUGAAUGCACAGCUGGGUCUGACCAAAUGGCUCAGUCUAUGAACUGCAAUGGAACACUAUGUGCUUUAUUGUAAUUUAAUGUACAGUUAUUAAAUGGGCUGCAUGUAAUGCAA
Molecule: messenger RNA, 4104 nt
Organism: Sardina pilchardus (European sardine)
Lineage: Eukaryota; Metazoa; Chordata; Actinopteri; Clupeiformes; Clupeidae
Gene: skic2
Product: SKI2 subunit of superkiller complex
Exons: 29
Coding region: 105-3851 (1248 amino acids)
Biological process (GO): nuclear-transcribed mRNA catabolic process, 3'-5' exonucleolytic nonsense-mediated decay
Cellular component (GO): Ski complex
Molecular function (GO): RNA helicase activity; ATP binding; RNA binding
Source: RefSeq, a predicted model, not a curated record